Molecule: messenger RNA, 1344 nt
Organism: Pararge aegeria (speckled wood butterfly)
Lineage: Eukaryota; Metazoa; Arthropoda; Insecta; Lepidoptera; Nymphalidae
Gene: IntS10
Product: integrator complex subunit 10
Exons: 2
Coding region: 212-1291 (359 amino acids)
Biological process (GO): snRNA processing
Cellular component (GO): integrator complex
Source: RefSeq, a predicted model, not a curated record
UUUGCUUUGGUAAAUAGACCUUUGUUUUUUAUUUGUUAUUAGCAACAGUGAAUAUAUUGUUAUAUUCGUGACGGCGCGGAGUUUGUUUUGGCAGCAUUUACAGAUUUACAUUUUUUGUAUUAAGUAAGCUCAGGAAUAAACGUAAAAGUAAUCAUUAAAUCUGAGCUUUGGUACCGAAAUACAAUUUAUAUAGUUUUGGGUCGAUAUCAAAAUGCCUACAAUAGAAAAAACUGUUCCAGAAGAUGACGAAGAUUAUAUUAUAUCCCGAGCUAAAGAAGCGCACAAGCACAAUAUUUAUUCUGCAAAAGCUUGGAUGUUGACGGCUAAAACAUUGUUUCCAUCGAAUUUCAAAAUUCAAUUUGAAGCUUAUUUGAUGGAAAAACAAUCCGGGAAUGUACAAGAAGCUGCAGAAUGUUUUAGUUCUUUGAUGUCAUCGAGACAAAACAUACCAGAUCUUUUGUUGGAAAUAUCUGCCAUUGCCAAUGCACUUAAAUCAAAUGAACCUAGUUUUUUAAGUCAAAUGUUUGAUAACAUCUGCCCUGAUAUUCAACUAACGAUACUUAGGACAAGUGUGGAAAACAGUGAUGAUACUAUGGAGCAUUGUCGAUUAUUAGUUUUGCUGUUGAAAAAGUUUCCUCAGUUAGGAGUGGACAGCCUUGUUAAGACUCUUAUUAAUACAGAAAAGUUUUUUUAUGAUAAUAGAUAUGCAAGGUUGCUUGUUGUGGAAACAUUACCUCUUCUGCAUUCUCUUGAGUCGCCAAGAUUACUUCAGCGCUUGGUGGUGAAGGCAAUAGACUUUUACAACUCUUAUGUUUUUGAUGAAACUGAACACGAUAUUAGUGAUCCUUGGCAAAGGCUUUAUGGGGUACUUGAAUUACUAGGACGACAGUUAGGUUGGGAUUCCUAUUUAGUCAACUAUGGUAACAGUUUAAACAAAGAAUCAUAUUAUCAGAAACUAUUGUUGUCAAGAAAUAUUGAAGAUUGUCGCCAAAUUUUGUAUUGUGGUAUUGUAUUCUUCUUAAGAUCACUGUAUGAACAUAAAUCCCUCAAAGGUAAUCAUAUACUAGUGGAAGCAUUAGCUGAUCCUGAUCUCCCACCGUCUAAACGGAAGAAAGGUGAUAUAGAAGUAACAGGGGUAUCUGCUCACCAGUUUCAAGCAGCUGCUAAUUGUUGGGAGUUACUGCAUAGCAAUGAAGUCAUUACAAGAGAAUUUAUGAAACUAACAUCACAAAUACAAGUCAAGCCCUGGUUAGAAGGAUUUUCUGAUGAAUUAGCUCUUUACAAAGCAUAAUUAUUUGGCAUGUAUUGAAAAUAUGCUAGCUGCAUUGCCAUUGUUACCUGCUG